Messenger RNA from Diutina rugosa, 1233 nucleotides. RefSeq lists its product as uncharacterized. The transcript has a single exon. Gene Ontology annotation, molecular function: protein binding. Bases 1 to 1233 code for a protein of 410 amino acids. NCBI's taxonomy places the organism in Eukaryota, Fungi, Ascomycota, Pichiomycetes, Serinales, Debaryomycetaceae. The record is from RefSeq and is a predicted model, not a curated record.
AUGAGCGAUAUCAAAGAAUUGGAGGAAAACGAGGUCGGCCAGGUUGUCGAGCUUGUUGACGACCGUGCUCCAAGUGAUGACGAGAUGGACGAGGAUGUGGAUGUGUCGGAGCAAGUAGAGGAAGAGCAGAUCGUGCUUGACUUGCUGAAUAACUCUUGGACAUAUCUCGAACAUGGAGACUCGGUAUUUGUGGUGGAGCGUCAUCCCAAGUUGCCAUUGGUGGUCUCGGGGUCGGCUGACCACACCGCAAAGUUGUGGACCACUCAUAAACAGCCUCCCGUGGUCGUGACCACCAUCGAUCACAAAGAGUCGGUCAUCACCGCCAAAUUUACCGCUGACGGUAACUACGUUAUUACUGCCGAUAUGGCGGGGCUUUUGCAGGUUCAUCGGACCAAGAAUGGGGAGAAAUGGACGAAGGUUGGUGAUGUUGAGGAAGUCGAAGAGAUCCAUUGGAUUGCCACCCAUCCUUCUCAAAACUACUUUGCAUUUGGGGCCAACGAUGGGUCUGUCUGGGUUUACCAAAUCGAAGGUAAUGACUUGACCCAACUCAUGACUGGCUUUUCUCACACAUUGGACUGUAACGCAGGCGUCUUCCUUGAGGACGAGGAGACCAUUCAAUUGGUUACUGCGUCGGAUGACGCCACGGUUGUCUGCUGGAACGCCAUCACUGGCCAACCCAUCUACAAAUUGGCGCCUAUAGAUUUCAAGGGGAUCGAAUCGCCGUGGGUGGUUUUGUCAGCUCAAGGGCACAUGGUGGCUGUUGGUGGUCGUGACGGUCAACUCGCCAUUAUCAAUCAUCAAACGCAUAAGGUCGUCAACACCUUGCAGGUGAUCAAUAAUGAUGAUCACGAUCUGUUAUCGAUCGAAGCCCUUGCGUGGUGUGAACUGAUGCCGUUGUUGGCAGUAGGCGUUGUCCACGGUGACGUGUUUUUGUUUGAAACUCAACAGUGGCGUUUGCGUAAACUGUGGUCGACUGAGGCGCAUGAAGAUUACGAAAAUGCUAUCACUCAAUUGCAGUUUGAACCCAAGAGCCACGUUUUGGUUGGCUCGCUGACUAACGGCAAAGUUUACCGCUGGGACGCUCGUCUGGGCACGGAAAUGUUUGUCGGUGUUGGGCACAACAUGCCUGUGUUUGACUUUGCCAUUAUGGAUGACGGUAAGCUCAUCACCGCCGGCGACGAAGGGGUGUGCUUGGUUUUCAAUCCCCGCGAACAAGCCACGCAGAGUCAAUAA